AUGACAUACCGGAUAAAGUACAGCGUAACUUCGCUUGGGGAAAACGGUGGUCGGCCAACUCACCGCAUGAUCGGUUAUAUCGGCCAUGGUGCCAUUUCUGCCGUUCGUCCAGUGGCUUCCAUACAGGAUGAGGGCCCGAAGGCUGAGGCUCAUGAUGCCGCAUCCGAGGUGCUCCGCUCCGUCCAUUGCGGGGCCGCGGGGUGCAUCCAUGUCUCGGAGAGUUUGCUCCGGUGGGGGAAGCUUCCAGCAGACGUCGGGAGAAGCGGGAUUGGCUUGGCUUUAUGCCUGGUGCUUGGGUAA
Colletotrichum siamense is the source of this 300-nucleotide messenger RNA. RefSeq lists its product as uncharacterized. The transcript is spliced from 2 exons. Bases 1 to 300 code for a protein of 99 amino acids. Lineage: Eukaryota; Fungi; Ascomycota; Sordariomycetes; Glomerellales; Glomerellaceae. The record is from RefSeq and is a predicted model, not a curated record.